UCUUGUUGCUCCAGCUUUAAUGGCGUGUGAGACUACGCUGAGUGUGUACACCUACGCUUUCCAGUAACCGCAUGUAAAUCUUCAAUCUUUGCAUGCUUCACCAACUCCUCACAAAAACAAAACCCCAUUAACCCAAUUCAUAUGAUUCUCUCUAAAAUGCUAAAAUGCUAAAAUGCAAUCCCAAUUCUCAUCAUAAAGGAACCAUUUUUAUUAUUCUUAAAAAACUGUGACCCAGAUGGCCAGACAGUCGUAACAUCUUCUUUGAAUCGAUAUCUGAAAAGGGUUCUCUGAUUGCUUUGUGUGAGUUUUUCCUCUUGUGUUCUCUGUUUUUUCCUUUUUUCUCUGCGUUUGUUCUUUCAGUUCUUUGUGUGUGAAUGUGUUGAGAUGGGUAAAGAAAUGACUGAGAAUGUGAAAGACGAUGGUGAGCUUGAGGAGCUUGAGAUGUUGCUGAAUGAGAUCCCUCGGGCAACAUCGCACAAUCUCCUCCACCUUUACCACAGGAAUCGCCAUGUUAAUGGUGAUGAUGAUCAUGAUCAUGGAAUGUGUGGUAUGUAUGAUGAUGUUGAUGAGCCGUUAACAACUCAGAUUCAGUAUCCAUGUGUUUCAUCACCUUUGAGUGGCUUCUCUGACGGCUCUUCGUCAAGCUUGUUCCUCCAUGGUGGACAUUCCCUCUCUGACACUGGAUCACCAACAUUGGAGGAUCUCAAAUCCACCAUUCCUUCUGGAAGCUCUUGUCACCCGAAUCCUUUCUACUUGGAUUCACUGACACCUGAUUCAGCUUCCAUUAACAGUGCCAAUGGAAGCUUCGCUGAUGAACUUGGCCUUUGUGCCAAUUUGAGUCAAAUGUACCUUGGAAAUCAACAUGACAGUCCGUACGAUUCCAAAGAUGUUUCAAUGGGUAUGAAUGGGGUUCCGUUUCGUGAUUGUUCCUUUACUGGAAAUACUCCAAUCAAUGUCAACAAACAUGGUGAUUAUUGCAAUUUCAAUAGGGAAUUUUUAGAUUGUGCGGCGGUCCAGUCACUGUUUCCCAGGAGUCCUAUCAACCAUGGUUCUGAUAUAAAUCCGACAUUAUCAGGAUUAACCCAGGAUUACAAAAUGGCUAAUUUAUUCGGACCAAGACAGUGUACUAAAUGGCCUGAGACAGUUCCUUCUCAGUUGAAUGGAUUUGGUGUUUCAAUGGAUUCUCCAAGGCACAGAAGGCAGAUGCUAGAUAACUAUUAUUUCAGAGGAAAUCAGGGACCGGUGCCUGCUGCUUCUUUGAGCCGAAAUUCAGUGGUUGAUGCUAUACUAUGUGCACAGAAAAAUGGAAUGAAUUUAAUGGAAGAGACAUGCAUGUCAAGAUUGUCAAACUCUUCCCUUUGUACUAAUUUAAGACCUUAUUUGAGUGUUCAGCAUAGCCACCCUUUAUCUAAUGCAAGAACUGUGCUUCCUUCAGAUGCAAGAAUCCCACAAGGGAAUCUAGAUUCUAUCACCAGUGAGGGAAGCUUCAUUUUACAAGGUGAAGGUUUAAAUUAUGUUGUUAACAGAUGCUCAGAUCGUUCACGAUGUCAGAAUAAGGCUGCUGUGCGAGGUACUGGAUAUGGUAAACAUCUAAGGAGAACGGAACUUGACACCCAGCACCAGGUUGUUGGAUCUCAUGGAAGUCCUAGGAGUGUUGGGAUUGGUUGCUCAUUCCCUUUGAUGCCAAAGUAUAGUUCCCUAGCCGAAGCUCGAGGAUAUAUAUAUUUAAUAGCCAAAGAUCAGCAUGGGUGUAGGUUCCUCCAAAGAACGUUUGAAGAGGGUACCCCAGAAGAUGUUCAAGUGAUAUUUAAUGAGAUCAUUGAUCAUGUGGUGGAACUUAUGAUGAAUCCCUUUGGGAAUUACCUUAUGCAGAAGUUAUUGGAUGUAUGCAGUGAAGAACAGAGAAUGCAGAUUCUACUCAUAAUUACUGAAGAACCAGGACAGCUUGUUAGAAUCUCUUUAAACACCCAUGGCACUCGUGUGGUACAGAAGCUGAUUGAGACUCUCAAAACCAGGCAGCAAAUUUCAUUAGUUGUAUCAGCUCUUGAACCAGGAUUCUUAGCUCUCAUCAAAGACCUAAAUGGAAACCAUGUAGUUCAGCGUUGUUUGCUAUGCCUGAACAAUGAGGAUAACAAGUUCAUCUUUGUUGCUGCUGCAAAGUAUUGUGUUGACAUUGCAACUCAUCAGCAUGGAUGUUGUGUUCUACAAAGAUGCAUCGGCCAUUCAACUGGGGAGCAUCGAGAAAAACUGAUUGCAGAGAUAUCUGCUAAUGCACUUCUGCUAUCUCAAGAUCCAUUUGGAAAUUAUGUUGUUCAAUAUAUCCUGGAGUUAGGAAUUCCACAUGCCACUGGAGCCAUACUUCUGCAAUUUGAAGGUAAUUAUGUGCACCUGUCAAGACAAAAGUUCAGCAGCCAUGUGGUUGAGAAAUGUCUUGCUGUAUUCAAUGAUGAGAAUCGGUCGAGAGUCAUUCAUGAACUUCUUUCUGCUCCUCACUUUGAACACUUGCUUCAAGAUCCACAUGCAAAUUAUGUCGUUCAAUCAGCUCUUCGCUAUUCUGAGGGUCAUUUGCACAAUUUACUCGUUGAAACGAUCGAGUCCCACAAGGCAAUUUCUCGUAACAGCCCAUAUUCUAAGAAGAUUUUCUCACCAAAUCUUUUGAGAAAAUGAUGUAUAUUCUCCUCUUUUGCAAGAAGUGUUGUUGUUGUUCAUAAGGAUGUCGGAAUCUGCUGGCAGAGUUAUUUGUUUUGCAUUGUUAUUUAAGUGUAAGUUGAGAAG
Molecule: messenger RNA, 2775 nt
Organism: Arachis duranensis
Lineage: Eukaryota; Viridiplantae; Streptophyta; Magnoliopsida; Fabales; Fabaceae
Product: putative pumilio homolog 7, chloroplastic
Exons: 5
Coding region: 385-2667 (760 amino acids)
Biological process (GO): post-transcriptional regulation of gene expression
Cellular component (GO): cytoplasm
Molecular function (GO): mRNA binding
Source: RefSeq, a predicted model, not a curated record